AUGGCCGGCGUGCCAAGCCUGGGCGCAUUGCCCCAGACGCAGUUUACGCUGCAUCAGCUCUUUGAGCAGGCGCAGUUGGAGGCAUGUAUGAAGUUGAGCGAUGACUCGGUUGAGCUAGCUCAGCGGAUUGCCGCGGCCGAGGCCGACAAGCAUGCUGAUGGCAUGGGCGUGCUGCAGGUGCAGGUGGAGGAUGCCACGGACAAGGCGGGCAACUUGUUUCCCCCGGUCGAUCAAGCGCGUAGUUUUAUGGUCCCCGAUUGGCCUUGCCAGAUGGUUCCCGCGUGUGCAACUGCGGAAGCCAUGGUCGAGGCUCUUGACGCUGGUGUGCCCUUUUUAGCUACCGCUCCCGAGUUUACCGAGCAGUUUGCAGAUAUACCAGACGGCCUGGCUUACAUGCAGCGUGUGCGCGGACAUGAUUUUCGACAGCCCCGCAUUGCUUUUCGUGGUGGCUGGGGCCGCCCAGCCUCGAGCAUGCUCGACCACACCAUGCUCAAGAUGGUCAACUCCGUCCAGGACAUUAUGGAUGAACAGGAGCUGGCCCUCAACAUUCAAAUCUUCCACCGACCUGAAGAUGGCUUGCCCGUCCUGCCCGCGCGCUUGAACUGGCCACUGCCGGACAUGUUUGGAGGCGCUACCAGUCAAGCUGAAACGGUGCAACUGGAUGCGCCAAUCGCUGGGCCGGGGCUUCACAACAAGGCUGAUGAAGCUCUGAGUGGCCGUGACGAAGUACAGCAAAGUGGCUCUGGUGUCAUUCUUGAUAACGCAACGCGCAUUUCUCGCCGUGGUGCCGUCACUUGGUGGCACCUGGACGAUUGUGGUGAAUACGUGUAUCAGGCCCAGCCUGUCCUGCUCGGGCCCAACGGCCUCCCCAUCACCAAGCUUUUUGUCUACGCACCCGUCGAGGCUUAUGAACUCAUUACGCAGGAUCAGCGCAAGGGAAGCGAGGAAGACAGCAUGGUGGCGGCGGUUGACCCCUUCCGCUGCCCCUCCCAUUGGCUACCAAAAGAUCGAUCGGGUCAGCCCGUGUUGCCGACAUUCUACAUCGCAGCGCUGGAAGCGGGUGGACCACCGCUGAUGAGUGCGCCCAACAUGCCUCACAUGGUCAUUACGAUUCAAGACUGCGUCAUGGUCGAACAAAGGCGCUUGAGCUUGAUGUGCAUGGAUGAGGUGGCGUACUUUGCCGAGCGUGUGCGUCGCUGGCGGGACCCCCCCGUCCUCUACAAGGCCUUUUCUCAAGGCAUGUCUGAUGCCGUGUACGUUGGACAGCGCAUCAUCAUGCCACUCUUGCGCCGCCUACGUGCGGCCGUGAUGGCCGGUUUAGAUACUUUGUCCCCCAGUGAACGCCUGUUUGCCCAGCGAGCCUAUCUGAGUUUGCAAGCUUUGGUCAAGUACCGGCGCAACUUUGCCAUUGCCCCCGAGCUCCUGCGCUCACUGAAGCAGCAUCUAACCGAUGCUGCAGCUGCAGCCCCUACGCUGGCGCAGCAAGAUGGGCGUGGUCAACACCUGGAGGCUGCGCAACAGAACAUGCGCCAAGCCGCGAGUGGUGUGACGUGUCUACCCAAUGGCCAGUUUGUGGCGUACAUUCACGUGGCUGCCCGACCCCGGUGGGGCACCGUGCGCGAUAAUCUGGGCCGGGCCAAGGUGGAUCAAAAGCUGCUUCAAGACGCUGUCAAGGCUGGUAAUCUUGAAGCGUUGUUGCUGCAAAUGGCCAGUGGAGAAGAUUUGGGCGCGGCCGAUGCAGCUGCAGCCGAGGCAGAGGAGGACGACCUCUUUGAUUGA
Molecule: messenger RNA, 1779 nt
Organism: Monosiga brevicollis MX1
Lineage: Eukaryota; Choanoflagellata; Craspedida; Salpingoecidae
Exons: 4
Coding region: 1-1779 (592 amino acids)
Source: RefSeq, a predicted model, not a curated record